Molecule: messenger RNA, 2397 nt
Organism: Rhopilema esculentum
Lineage: Eukaryota; Metazoa; Cnidaria; Scyphozoa; Rhizostomeae; Rhizostomatidae
Product: WD repeat-containing protein 86
Molecular function (GO): protein binding
Source: RefSeq, a predicted model, not a curated record
AACAGCAAAGAAAAACAAACUUCAGACUGCAGUUAAAUGUUUGGUAACAUAAUUAUUGAUGUUCCAAUAACGAAAAUGCAAUUGUUCUAUAUCAUAGAGCUUUAUUUCUUGAUUCUGCGGUCCAAAAGGCCGCGAUUUAAAUUCUGUGCUGCUUUGCAUCCCACCUGUUUAAAAUUCUCAUAAAAUAUGCAUAAGGAAUCAAACAGGAAAUUACUGCUUUUAAGCCUUGUAGGCAAAGGCGACAUGUCCUAGCAUAAAGUUGUUUCGUCAAAAAUCGACUCGCAUCAAUUUAAAACGUACACGCACGCGCAAAAGCGCUUUCUUGCCAUAUCGAGGUGAACAAAAUAUUGGACUCCAGUGGUUCUAACUAUUCUCUACAUCUUUUAUACGAGGUGCGUUGAAUGUCAGUUGAUUUUGAUGUUGCCAUAGAAGAACCUGUUCUAUUUAUUCAAUUGGUUUUAUGUGUCUAAUGUAUGAUCAGAACCUGUUGCCAUGGACGUCUAAUACUUUGAAGACAACAUUGGGGUAGGUAAUUAUUACUUUGUUCAAGAUGUUUCUAGAGUUUAUCGAAGCAAAAAUGAGCUGAGACGAUCCAAGGAUAGCUGCUCUCUUAUCAUUAGCAAAUACCUAUUUGCUUCUAUCGAACUGCACUUAAUGAAACCUGAGCCUUGAGAAUUAGCAGUACCUAGGUAGCUGCUUACAAAAGAGACUAAAGAUGGGCAGUGGAAGCUCAAAACAGAAGGCCCAAAAAGAAGGGGGUAAAACCUAUCUGAUCCACACAGUCGAAGAACAUACAGCGGGGGUUAACUGCAUGGCAAUCACCCCGAAUGGGUCAAAAAUUCUUACUGGCUCUGAAGAUACGACAAUACGUGUCUUUGAUACACAAAACUUGGAGACAAGCAGCGUACUGAAAGGACAUGAGAAAUACAUAAACUGUGUUGUUUGCAGUGAUAAAUACGUGUAUUCAGCCUCUGCUGACAAAACAAUCCGUAAAUGGAAUAUAGAAACAGGACUUUGCGUGAAAACGUUUCGAGGUCAUACAGACGCGGUCAAUAAGCUAGUACUUAUGGGUAACGCGUUGUUCUCUAGUGGUUACGACAGCACGAUACGUGGUUGGGAAGUCGAUACUGGCGAGCUAUUACGCGUAUUUCAAGGCCACAAAAGAUUAGUGAAUUCGUUGGUUUACGUUCCAAGUGACGUAACUAAGGACAAGGAUUUUAACUUCGCAGAACUGGAUCAAAAUGAUGAUAGUUUAAUUAGCGGCAGUGCUGACUGCACGGCAAAAUUAUGGGCGCUGAAUUCAAGCGAAUGUGUGCUGACAUAUCGAGGCCAUAGUCAACCAGUGCUCUGCCUUACUGUCGAUGCUACAGGGAAUCAUCUGUACACAGGGAGCCAAGAUAACACCAUAAGGGCCUGGGAAGUGAUGACCGGCAAGUGUCUGCGGACAUUUACCGGACACCAAUCGUCUAUCAUCCAAAUAGAGGUUGUCAAUCGAAUACUGUUCUCGGGCAGUGCUGACCACACGGCUCGUUGCUGGGUUAUCGAUUACGGCGACUGCACAAGGAGAUACACCGGACACAAACAUUGCGUUAAGACGAUGCUUGUGGCAGCAGGAAUCCUUAUUACAUGUUCUGGAGACUUCACAGCACGUGCAUACGAUUCUAAAACUGGAAAGGUUAAAAGAGUGUUCAAAGGCCACACAUCACCUAUAAACGCUGCAGUGGCCAGCAAGGGAAGGUUGUACACAGCAGCGAAUGACGGAAGCAUCCGAAUAUGGGAUGCAAGCAAGAUCAGGGAUGAUGAGGAUUUAGAUGAAGAAGAAAUAGAGAGUACAGAGAACAAUAACUAAAUAAUUUAGCUAAUUGCUCACAGCUACUAUUAUCUCGCAGCUGUACACUUGCACCCUUGAAAAAAUAACAACAAUAACAACAUAUAUACGUUUUCAACAACUGUAGCUAGCCUCUUCCCUAAGGUCUAUAAUUCUGAAUAGCCUGGGUCACGUAUGGCACGUGCUUGCUUUUACUGCAUUGCAAUCUUAUUGCAAUCUUAAACCUAAAUGUAGUAAAAUUCAUGUAAGAAUCACGUUGUUUUACACUUCCCCUGGGAUACUUUUGGAAAAAAAUUCCUAAUAAUUUCUUGUACAGUGAGGCUUAUCAUGAAUGUAGAUUUACCACCAACGUUAAGAAAAGUAAUUUUUAAACCUAUUGCUGCUCUGAUGUACAUAUAUCUUUAAUGACAGCGAUUGUUGAAAGCUAUUCUGAAUGUUUAAUGCACUGAAACAUUUGAUUUAGCUUUCCCCACAUUUAAUUUGUAAUUGUCGUAUCACAGAAUGUCGUUUCAGUUUUAAAAAACAGAAGGUUUCUGAAUACUAUGUAGCCCACACAUACAAGGAAGAAA